AUUUACGAACGCCAUUGACUCUCUCGUUGGAAUGCUCGGCGUCUGUGCGAUGUAACGUAUACAAGCAAUGUAAAAAAAAUACUCUCUUUAAUUAUAACCUCAAGUGAUACCGUACCACAAGCAUAAUACACAUUCGCAUUAGUGCAUAAUACCUCGAGUAGUGACUCUUGAUUUAAUUACAAGAUUUUAGAGGGUAGUUAUGAAGUUCUCUCAGGGUGCUGAGGUGCUGGCGAAGCCGCCGAAUGCGAAGGAGUAUCAGAGAGGAAUUGUUCUCAGUUCUAAAGGGGAUAAAUACAGGAUACUCUUCGAGGGAGGCGUUGAGGUCAGCGUCUAUGAGGAGGAUGUGCAGCUAGAGCGACCAUCUCGCAGUUCUGCAAGAACUCGUGCCCGUAACCUGAAGAGCCCCUCGCAGAAGUCUCCAAGUCGUCAGUCCCCGAGUCGAAAAUCCCCCAGUCGAAAGUCCCCCGGCCGACGUUCUCCAGCACGAUCUCCUACCUCAAAAAUCCGGAAACUCCCGGCUCGUAAAGCACCGCAGGAUCGAGAAGAAGAGAAAUACACCUCGACGAUGACCUCCAGUGAGGCCGAUCCGCAGAGCGAGAUGAUCCCUACGCAAUCUCGCACGAGGGACACCCCCACCGCCACGAGAAGAUCGACGAGAAUUCUAGCCAUGAAGACCGAACGAGUUGUCACGACGAGAUCGAUCGAUCGGGCAGUCUCCCUCCCCGCUGAGAGGAAAAUCACGUACGACUACCUCACCGACACCAGGGAGAGAGGAUAUUCAGUCCAGAGGGAUCAAGAUCUACAGAAGCUCCUCCACUACGAGGAGGAGGCACUCCCGGACUCCUCGACAACUGUCGAAAAAAUUAAUAAGGAGAAAGAACUGGAGCGUGUGGCCAAACCCCAGGAAUGGGGCGGUUGGUUCGGUGCUCUGUGCCUUACCCUUCUCCUACCGAUCUCAAUAAUUUUACCACAAAUUGCCUGUUACAAUAACAAGUGCAACAACACUGGCUUUCGUCUGCCAUUAAAGUUGCACGUUUACUUUGAUCUCAAUGCUACAUUGUACUAUACUGGAUACCUUUUGUUCGUGACUAUUGGAUCCUUGUUACCUGUUGGAAGGCUCGUUGAUGGACAGCAGGACAAGAUUGGACGAGUACAAUAUCGAGUCAAUGGUUGGCUCACUGCAAUAAUUUGUCUGGCUGCAAUGGGCAUUUGCGAAUAUCGAUUUUAUAGAGUCAGUGAAUAUAUUCUUGCCUCGAUCCUCCAGUUGGCGGUCAGCGGAUGGAUUAUUGGGACUAUCCUCGCUGUCGUGCUGUAUAUCAAGGCGGGAAGGGCUCCUGUUCAUGCCCUGAACAUCUACGGAUCCACGAAUAAUUUCAUUUAUGACUUCUGGCAAGGGAGGGAGAUCAAUCCACGCAUUGGAAAACUUGAUAUCAAGACUGUGCUGGUGCGAGCUUCUGUCAUUGGAGCGCUUCUUAUCAACUCGGCGAUUGUCAUUCAGACUGUCCAGGAUGUCGAGCUCUCUUCGUGGAGUGCUAAUACCACCGUUUUGAUGGUCACAGGACUGCAGAUUUUUUACUGUCUUGAUGCACUUGUCUUUGAGGGAACCUCCCUCACGUCAUUCAGGGUCAUGUACGAGGGGACUGGGUACAUGACUUGUGUGGCUAAUUUACUGUAUCCGUUCUUGGUGACUCUGGUGACGAGAUACGUUUUUUAUCAGAAUGUUCAGAAGUCAUCUUAUGUCCUCGCUGCCUUGAGCUUCUCCUUCUUCAUGGGAUAUCUGAUUUAUCGUAUGAGCAAUAACUUGAAGGAUGAGUUUAGACGAAAUCCAUAUGGAACUGGAGUUUCAAAUUUGGAGACAAUCCUGACGCCGCGAGGAAAGAAACUCAUUGUUUCUGGUCUUUGGGGACAAGUGAGACAUCCCAACUAUCUUGGGGAUGUGAUAAUGAACUGGUCCAUCGCCGGAGUAUCGUUAUUCACUCACGAAAUUAUCCCGUAUUACCCCGUGCUCACACUCACCCUGGUACUCAUGCACAGAGCAUACCGUGAUCAUGUUCGUUGCAAAACACGUUAUGGCACGGCCUGGUCGCAAUACUGCUGUCAGGUGAGAGCUCUCAUCUUCAAACGCAUUUAUUGAGAUCAGUGAGUGAGAUAGACGAUAAAUUUAUGAGAUUAAUUAUGACAUUAAUGAGAAAUUGUGAUUACGUGUCAUUUUUACACGUAAAUAUUAACAUAUGAAUUCUCUACAAAUAUUGAGGAUAAUUUUCAGGUCUUUGAAGUCAAUAUAUAUGUGACAUUUUUUUCAUUCAGGAAAUGAAUGAAGAAAUAAAUAAACUAGGAACUAAAAUCAAAUCCAAUAUAAAAUAAUCAAUCACUGAAAUAAAUAUUUUAAUCGUCUUUAUUCUCUAAAAUUGGAAUAUUGCUAGCUCAACUCAUUAAAUAAAUAUUAAUAUUAUUGUAUCGGAUUUGAUUGUAGUCAACUCUACUGUUGUUCGUAUUUACAGUAUUGUUCAGUAAAGGAAGUCUCGUUUCGAAAGAAAAUAUUUAUUGAUUUUAAAGUCUUAGAAAUUGGAUUGAAUUUGUUUAUUGAAAUUUCGUGUUGAAUUGACAGGUAAUUUAAGAUGUAGAAAGAAAAUUGUUAUAUAAUCUACCAUUCCACAGUCUCAUUUUUCAUAAAUUAUGAGUCUGUGGGACUCUGCGAAAUGAAGGAUUUUAAACCUCGUCGACAAAUAUUUUUCUGAAUUGUACAAACUUUCAAAUUUUUUUUCAUUGAUUUUUUUUUUCCUCACAUUGUGGAAGUUUACUAUCACCUGAUCAAUUAUAAAAUUUUAAAAAUGCAAAAUGACUUAUGAAACUGUAAAACUUUUAAAGUUAAAGUUGAUAAUAUUUUUUAAGUUAGUUAUUAAGUAAAUAAUGAAACAGCAGAACGACAUGUCAUUAUUUUAUAAGAUAAAUUAGAAAUUUUAUACCUUUAUAUGUGACAAUGAGUAAGACGAACGCAAAAUCAUUGUAUUAAUAAAAUUAAUUUUUCUUACAAACGUGGGACAAUCAUUGAUUGUUAAUUGAAUUCGUAUGUAGAUAAUCGACCGGUGAUUGCGGUAUGUACUGAGCUUUGAAUGUUUGGUCACGAUCUCAUUUAUUUUUAAAUAAAUAAUUGCAAAACUAA
Messenger RNA from Diachasmimorpha longicaudata, 3163 nucleotides. RefSeq names its product delta(14)-sterol reductase TM7SF2 (gene LBR). Lineage: Eukaryota; Metazoa; Arthropoda; Insecta; Hymenoptera; Braconidae. Gene Ontology annotation, biological process: cholesterol biosynthetic process. Bases 200 to 2134 code for a protein of 644 amino acids. Gene Ontology annotation, cellular component: nuclear inner membrane; endoplasmic reticulum membrane. Gene Ontology annotation, molecular function: Delta14-sterol reductase activity. The record is from RefSeq and is a predicted model, not a curated record. The transcript has 3 exons.